GUUGCUCGGGCUGAGCGGCGGGGCCGAGUUUCUUUGGAGAAGAAAAGCCCUAAGAUGGCAGGCAAAGGAAGUAGCAGAGCAGACUCCAUGUCCUGCAGUGUACUGAACUGGGAGCAGGUCAGCCGUCUGCACGAGGUUCUUACAGAGGUGGUUCCGAUCCAUGGCCGGGGGAACUUCCCGACCCUGAAGAUAACUCUGAAGGAUAUUGUUCAGACGGUGCGGAGCCGGCUGAGCGAAGCAGGCAUUGUGGUCCACGAUGUCCGUCUGAACGGUUCUGCAGCUGGUCAUGUCCUGGUCAAGGAUAAUGGGUUGGGAUGCAAAGACCUGGAUCUCAUUUUUCAAGUUUCUCUUCCAAGUGAGGCAGAGUUUCAGUUAGUUCGAGAUGUGGUCCUGCGAUCCCUCUUGAACUUCCUGCCAGAAGGAGUAAGCAAGCUGAAAAUCAGUCCCGUAACACUGAAGGAAGCCUACAUCCAGAAGCUGGUCAAAGUCUACACGGAGACUGACCGUUGGAGCUUGAUAUCGCUUUCCAACAAGCAUGGCAAAAACGUGGAGCUCAAGUUUGUAGACUGCAUACGACGGCAGUUUGAGUUCAGUGUGGACUCGUUCCAGAUCAUUCUGGACUCCCUGCUCUUUUACUAUGACUACUCAGAGACCCCCAUGUCGGAGCACUUCCAUCCAACUGUGAUUGGGGAGAGCAUGUAUGGAGACUUUGAAGCAGCUUUUGAUCACCUCCAGAAAAAGCUGAUAGCUACCAAAAAUCCUGAAGAGAUCCGAGGUGGUGGGCUACUGAAGUAUAGUAACCUCUUAGUGCGAGACUUCAGGCCCAUGGAUAAGGAUGAGAUCAAAACGUUGGAGCGCUACAUGUGCUCCCGAUUCUUCAUAGACUUCCCAGACAUCCUGGAUCAGCAGCGCAAGCUGGAGACCUACCUCCAGAACCACUUCUCCAAAGAAGAGAGGAGCAAGUACGACUACCUCAUGAUUCUGCGCAGGGUGGUGAAUGAGAGCACCGUCUGCCUCAUGGGACAUGAGCGAAGGCAGACUCUCAACUUGAUUUCUCUGCUGGCGCUCAAGGUGUUGGCGGAACAGAACGUCAUCCCUAAUGCCACUAGUGUAACCUGUUACUACCAGCCAGCACCUUAUGUCAGUGAUGCAAACUUCAGCAACUACUACCUUGCAAGUGCCCCGGUGCUGUACAGCCAGUCCUACCCCACUUGGUUGCCUUGCAAUUGAUUGCUUCCCUGGAGUGCUCCUGUGUGGAGGCUACUGAAAGCCACGAGUGUAAAUACAGACAAGUAAUGACUGUCAGUUGGGUGUUCUCUAAUGGAAACAUGAUGGCAUCAGACUGUCCACUUCCUGGUGUGCAGUGGGAUUAUGCAGCCAGGUGACCUGCUAUGAACCUUUCGGUGUAUCUCUACAAAUGCCAAAAAGCCUUAUUACCUCUUCGUUGGGAGAAGAGAGCCAGCAGCCAAACUUUAAGUGGAGCAGUUAAGAAACUUUGUACUAGCUCUGGAAGUGGCUAUUAACAUGUGAUCUAAGUGGAGUAUUCAGUAAACUGGGUUGGUUAAUCGACUGUAAAAUGCCUUAAGCAGAAGCUGCUCCUGUAGUAGCAGCAAAAGUCUGCUUUCUAUUCCCUAACCUCAUUACUCUUCCUCAGUCCAAGUUCUGGCCAAUUUUCUCUUGAACUAAUUGUGCUAAGACUGGGCUCAUGUUAUCUUGGGUUGCUUUUACUCUGUGUCUGUGUAGAGCUGGUAAGAGUAUGAAUACUGUCUGUCUUGUAGAGGACAUAAAUGUUGUUUCCUGUAGUGCCUAUGGAUAUCUGGUCCUGCCUUGAGUUCAAGAUUAAUUUCUUGGAAGUUGAAGAUAGUUUAGUAAGUCUAUUCAUAAAGCAUAAGCUGCCUAAAUUUUUCUUGACUACAAAAACUUCAAAGGUGACAUUUAUAAAAACACACCAAAGCACAGUCUAAAAUUUGGUAAUGUGAAAAGUCCUUGAAAUGAGGAAGCUUUAAAUAGAAUUGGAGCCACAGUCUGAACACUUAACUUGGAAAAAUAUUCUUGAGUCCAGCAUCAAGCUAAAGCCUUUCUAUCUUUAAAAACAAUUUUGGCACAGUUGGAAAGUAGCACAGCUCUUACUUUAGGGUUUGACUGGAUUUUCUUCCUCACAGGUCCACAGCAAAACCAACAAAAGCCCUAAACAAAAAUCCCAAGCCACUAUAAAUCGCAGGAUUAUGUGCACUCCUGCCACAGUAUGAAUUCCGAAAGCGCCUCCUAAAAUUAAUUUCUUGUUGCACAACUUCAGGCCAAUCUAUCACAGUCCUGAAGGUUUGCCUUUCUGCCACUACUGAAGGGUUGAGCUUACCAGGUUAUCACAAUCACCUGGUCACUGUAUGAGAUGGCAUUUUGAGUGAUUAGAGUAAAAUUCUUCCUUUUUACUGCUCUUGACCCUCACUUGAAAAGGUGUUGAAGCCCUAAGCAGAGCUCUUCACAGAAGCUGUAUGUGUUGAAAAUCUGGACCUGAGUUCAGAAUAGUUUCUGGAAGAGUAUGCACUCCCUUGGAGGUACAGGGGGCUGAUCUUCCUGAAGGGUGUGUGCUGAACUUGCUGCUUUGGGACUCCCAGGCUUUAUAAGGAAGGUUAAAAAUUCCUCAGUUAUUUAUGUAGUGGUGUAAUUAACUGGAUAAUUUUCACUGAAUUAUAAUAGCAAAAUACAUAUAGCAAUGCUCUUGAGUUUCUUUUGUUAGACCAGAGAUGUCAACUAGAAAGGCAAACCUUAGAGCCAUUUAUUAUGUUCUGGUGCAAUGUUCAAGAAUGCUUGUUCACUGAAUCUUUUUUUAUUACUUCUGUAACUAUUUAUUACUGUUUCUGCAAGCUUUUAAGACCAAAGUGCCUGAGCCAACAAAUGAUUAAAGCUUAGAAGGUAAAGCAGGAAGCAGGUGGAACACCAAUGUUUGCUUGCUAUUCAAGGUGGUAAACAGCAGCAGUGCUGUGCUUAAAUGACAGUAAAAAUUGCCUGCUCCUCAGAAGACCAACAAGUUCUUUCCAGUUUUCAUAACUACUUCAAGAGAGUGCCUCAACGGAGCAGUGAGGCUACUAUGCUGCUCAGACCUCAUUUAGCUUAGGAGGGCAGGGAGGGAUGCAAUCUACAAAGUGGACAGUGUUUAGCCAAGCGGGCUUUAGCUUAAUUUCCUGAACAGUUUUGAUAGCAACUUCAGUAGCAAAAAGACAACUUGGUGGAUUAUAUUGUAGGUUUUUUUCAUUAAAGGCUUCCUGAUUAUACAGCCAAAGUAGCUAAUCUUGAAAGCAAACCCAGCCUUUUUCAUUAACUGUGGCUUGGACUUGGUGUGGUUUACAGACAAGACAUCUGUCAUCCAAGACUUUGACUUUUUAAAAAACUAACAUGAUGCCAGUGUUGUCAUAUGUGUUAAACUUAGUGCAAGUUUACUGCUGGAAUGCAAUCCUAGGCAAGAAUAACUCCUGCAUGCAAAGCAAUCCUUGGCCUAAUAUAGAGUGUCACUAGAAAGAGGACUUAAGGGUUUGUAAUUGCUGUCAUCUCAUAGAUAUAUUUAAAGCCAACCUAUGCUACAGCCAUUGCGGAAGUGAACCAUUGCCUAGAGGGGCUUAGACUCAGAUAUCUGCCUUCUGUGAUGUCAUGGCUGAUCUUUAGGAACUGUUCUUGUGCAUUGGCUCAUGUGGAAGAAGUGGUGAGAUGCUUGGGAGGAGUCCUCACAAGCUGGAAACACAGGCUGGUUUCAUUAGUCUUUAGUGCCUUGGCUGCUGAAUGUCAGGCCAGGUGCAUCUCCAGGAAAAGGAAAUGCUAGAGAAGGAAAAAAGGCUGAAUUGGAUUCCUAGUGAAAUAGAGCCACGGAGAAGUUAAGUUUCCUGCCAUAAGUAUUGUGCUUUUGCUGAUGUAACUUGAUGCUGAGGCCUCUAGGGAAGCUCUGCAUUGAAUUGCUGCUCCCUGAACAGCUGAGCGCCUGCCUGGGUUUGAGCUUUGCAGGAUUCUUAUGCUCCCAGUCUGGUUGUUAAGAUGCUCUGGCACACGGGAAAUACUGAUGAUUUGUAACCUGGCUCUGAGAUAAUAAACUCUGAAUGGUUAUACUCUAUCCUGAAGCUGCACACUUCUUGUUCCAUUGACCCUGGAGUACCAGGAGUUGCUGGGGCACUGCUUGUCCCAUUGCCUUCAAAAUAAUCCUGGCUUGGCAGGUGAAGCUGGUGUACUUGGUGGCUUUUCAUCACUGUGCUGCAAGCAGUCCACCCCUUUCUGUUCUGGGUUAUCCUGGCAGUUUGAUGGUGCAAGUGGCAGUGGCUUAAUUUGCUGUGGGUUAGCUGGUUUGAGGUCAGGUUUAUGGUGACCCCUUAUAGCAAGGGGUAACUUGAGAAUGAGUGCAAGAUAAAAGUGACAACUCUAGGCCAAGUCUAGGAUGUCUGCUCAAUUCAGUCACCCCCCAGCACUAAAAAUGCCACUGCAAACCUGUUCUAACCUCUUGUGUGUCACAGGAGGUUAGAGAGAGAUUACUGUACCUCAGACUGUUACCUGAUACGUUCCCUCUGGGCAGUGGCAGUAAAACAAAGCUGCAGUAACACCCAGUGCAUCAUUCCUCAGGACCAAGCUUCUAACUAUGGUAUAAAAUAGCUGUUUUCUUCAUGUGGCUUAUAAGCACUGCUGGACAAAGUCAGUUUGAGGUAAAGCACCUGCUGACAACAUUUAUUGCCAAGUUCCCCUUGACUUGCAGUGUAUUGUUGUGACUUCCUCACUGUAAGAUAGACUUUUUUAUUAGAUAGAGAUGCUGCCAAGGAGACCUGGUAGAAGACUGUGUUUUAGUCACUGGUGAAAUCCCUGUACUGAUCCAUGGUUACUGUGACAGGUUGGAAGCUAAAGCAUAGUUUGUGCUUACUGUGCUAAAGAUUUAAUUAUUGCUGUGCUUGUCCUCAGCUCAGUCAGUCAAUCAAGCUGGGGGUUCAGGACUACUGCUUGCUUCUGAAUAACCAUUUUUCAAAAGAUCAUCAUGCUUUCACAUUAAUCACCUCCUCUACCAAGCAGUAGGUAGUACUUAAAUCUAGUCCAAAUAUCGAAAGGUUUUUAUUGAAACUUAAAGAUCCAUAUUUUGGACUUGCGUUCUGGGGUUAAGCAUUUGGUAUGUGCCCAGGUUUUGUGGGUUCCUGAUUCCUAGAAUAACCACUGAUGUUGAUAGUGACCUCUGCUUGUCACUCUAUGAGUAGUUGGGAAAAGGCCUCUUAGAAGAGAACCUGGACAAAUUGCCUUAAUUCUAAACUGUCACUGUACUGAUGGUACUUGUUUCCUAUUCCUCUCCCUCAACGCAGUCAGGAUCCUGUAAUUGUUAGGCGCAGGAAUAAGCAGUAAGUUGACCACAGCCACAGACAGCUUGGUCUAAUUUGGGCACUGGGAGAGCCAAAUGAACAGUAAAGCUUCUGGCCCUCACAUCUAAGUCUUACCUAAUUGUUUCUUGAAUACAGUUAAGUAUAUUUCAUAAAUGUUCUUUAUUUUCAGUGAAGCUAGAUACAGAGUGGGAUGUUGGUCUAUAGUAGAAACUUUGGGGGGAAUGGCUGGAGCACUCUGGUUUUUCUCACAUGUCUGGAUUUGGCUUGUCUAGCUGAAUAAAACUGCACUUCCCAUUAAAAUUUAGAAGGCUUCUUUUUCCUAUGUUUAUCUUAUUUUUUACUGUUAAAAGAAGUCAGCUCUUAGAAGACCUGUCUCUCAUCUCUUUGGAAGAAGUGAGUUGUUUUGGUUUUUCUUUCUCUCCCCUCCUUCUUCUUUUAGCUGGAAAAACAGGGUACUAGAAAUAUUUGGAUUUGUGAUGAGCCCAAAUGUGAAAUUGGUCACAGUAACUUUGUCUACUGUUCUGCACUGUGGUGUUCACUUGUUAUCCUUGGAAAUCGGGGUUUGGACCUUAAUGAUGCUGGAAUUCUUGUGCAAAUAAACUUAUGCUAAACAA
Pseudopodoces humilis (Tibetan ground-tit) is the source of this 5950-nucleotide messenger RNA. RefSeq names its product terminal nucleotidyltransferase 5C (gene TENT5C). Gene Ontology annotation, molecular function: RNA binding; protein binding; poly(A) RNA polymerase activity. Lineage: Eukaryota; Metazoa; Chordata; Aves; Passeriformes; Paridae. Gene Ontology annotation, biological process: mRNA stabilization. The record is from RefSeq and is a predicted model, not a curated record.